AUGUCCGACGCGCAAGCUACCACCGAUGCUUCCACCGUUGAUGAAGCAAACGUCCCCAAGCCUAUGGAAGAGGCUCUGGCCGUGUUCCAGAAGAUCCAAGCCCGCUUCGAAGGAAUCGAGCAGCAACAAACCACCAAAGAUGGUGCUCUAAAGAACUUUUCUCGCUCCAUCCCCCAGGACGAUCUCAAGCACCCAAAUUAUGUGAAGAGAUUAUACAAUAUUUUCAUAUCUACCAUCACUAUGUACAGGAAGAUUGCUGAGGAAGAGCUUGAGACUGAGGCAGAGGAGUGGCUUACGGACCGGCGAAAGGAGGAGAACCGUGAGGAUGUGAUUGAAGAUCCGUUUGAUUUUUCUAUGGAUAGACUCCCCGGCCCAAUGGGUAUCGCACCUGCCCCAGAUCAUUUCACUUUCCGACGUCCUGGCAGCUGCGUCUUCGUGCAAGUUUGA
Molecule: messenger RNA, 447 nt
Organism: Sordaria macrospora k-hell
Lineage: Eukaryota; Fungi; Ascomycota; Sordariomycetes; Sordariales; Sordariaceae
Source: RefSeq, a predicted model, not a curated record